Meyerozyma guilliermondii ATCC 6260 is the source of this 501-nucleotide messenger RNA. It is a transcript of the gene PAM17, whose product is annotated as Pam17p. Gene Ontology annotation, biological process: protein import into mitochondrial matrix. The record is from RefSeq and is a predicted model, not a curated record. NCBI's taxonomy places the organism in Eukaryota, Fungi, Ascomycota, Pichiomycetes, Serinales, Debaryomycetaceae. Gene Ontology annotation, cellular component: PAM complex, Tim23 associated import motor. The transcript has a single exon. The coding region runs from base 1 to 501 and encodes 166 amino acids.
AUGUUCAAGGUUGGAAUUAGAGCUGUGCGCUUCAACUCAACGCUGGUAGGAAUGACCUGGCAGCAAUAUCUUGCAUUGAAGAAGCAAAACAGUCGGAUCAAUACUGUCAUGUCUGCAUUCACCGCAGCUGGAGGAGCUUUGGCAACGUUGAGUUACAUGGGUAACCUUGAAAUUGACCCUGAAAAAACAAUCUUUGGUAUUGAUCCGCUUAUGUUUGUCGUUGGUGCGGUUUUGGCCGGAGGAUUUGGAGGGUUUUUGGCGGGACCGGUGAUUGGAAACCCAGUUUUCAGAUUGAUGAAUCGUAAUCAGUUGGCCCAAUUUCGUACCAGAGAUCACCAGUUUCUUGAGCGGAUUAAGCUGAGGAGAGUAGAUCCUUCGUCGCAGUCGAUGUCCAACCCAGUUCCUGAUUACUAUGGCGAAAGAAUAUAUUCGUUGGCAGACUACAAGCAAUGGUUACGGGACUGCAAUGCAUUCAAGAGAAAGGCCAAGGAGUUUCUUUAG